AUGAAUUUCAAUCUUCCUGAAAAAUUGUCCCCUGAUUAUCAUAAUCUUUUCGAAAAUAGUAACAAAUACAAUGUUAUAAUUGAAGUAGGAGAAGCGCCGUUCAAUAAAACGUAUAAAACACAUUCCGUUAUUCUAAGUAACAGGUGCCCGUUCCUAUAUAGGGAAUUACAGCGCAUUUCUUGCAACAAAGGUGAUACCAAAUUUAUCAGUAAAAAGCAUAUUCCUAUUAAGGCAUUUGAUGUUAUUAUCAA
Messenger RNA from Acaulospora morrowiae, 251 nucleotides. The record is from the annotation of a GenBank genome assembly. Lineage: Eukaryota; Fungi; Glomeromycota; Glomeromycetes; Diversisporales; Acaulosporaceae.